Molecule: messenger RNA, 8364 nt
Organism: Gymnodraco acuticeps
Lineage: Eukaryota; Metazoa; Chordata; Actinopteri; Perciformes; Bathydraconidae
Product: adenylate cyclase type 9-like
Exons: 9
Coding region: 1245-5507 (1420 amino acids)
Biological process (GO): intracellular signal transduction; adenylate cyclase-activating G protein-coupled receptor signaling pathway; cyclic nucleotide biosynthetic process
Molecular function (GO): adenylate cyclase activity
Source: RefSeq, a predicted model, not a curated record
CAUUGGAACGGAGGUGGAUACCUUGUAAUUAGCCCCACACUCUCCGGGCUUUCGUUGUCUGCCUUUGAGAUCGAGCAACGGUGGGCAAAGUUCACUUGAGAGAAAAAGGAGAGACAGGACGAUACUUCAUGCAGUCUGCUCAAGGCUGAUCUCAGGAACCUACAUGGUCACAAUAUCUGGACAUUCCGUGGGGCGCAGUGACGAUGAAUUGGCUACAUUGAUUUUAUUGUGGGAUCCAAGGCAUACUAACGCAGACCCAACACUGUUUCGUGAAAAGCCCAUUACACACGAGUUACUGACAGCUAAGGUCAAUUGUAAUAAAACAAUUUAUCGGGAUUGUCUGCGCCUCAGGUCUCAUGAAUGUGUCCUCUGCUAACGAUCCCCUUGUUUUGGAGAUGCAGCAGUGACGGAGACUUGCGAGGAGAAAGUCAGGAAAGGACGGGGCUCCGUCCGCGGAAAUAGUAGCUAUUAGGCCCUGCAGCAAGAAGAGUGUGUGUCUAAAUAAAAACGCUGAUUGCAGUUAUUGCGCUCUCGUGCCCUGUACCUGGAGUUUCUCUGCGUCUUUAAAUUAAAAACUAUUUUUUCCAUCGAGACCGCAAAUCACAGAUGUGGAGUCCAAUCAAACAUUGCGGAGGGUGUUUUUUUGGAUGAAGUUUUGCUCAGACCUGUAAACAAAACGGCAUUAAUUCCAGGAGGUAUUGUGUCCUCAGUGGAGCUGAACGGAAAACGGAGUGGAGAACUGGGAUAGGACAUGCACUGAUAAUUAAAAAAGGAUAUUGAUUGCAUCAGGCUAUUCGAAAAUGUAACUGGAUUUGAUUUCACAAACUCACGAUUUCACAAGAACCAUUUAAGCACAUUUUCAAGUGGUUGUUUCUUUUUUUCCCCUUACGUAGAUUAUUUUGUAAUUGUCGAGUUUUCCAAAAUAUUGUUCGAGUGGGUGCAACUUUGUGUGGAUUUGGAAAAUAACAGAGCAAGCAGCGAGUUAACUGUGCAGUCAAGUGCGUCCAACACACGGGAAUUUAGAGGAAUGCAGGAUUGACGUCAUGAGGGGCAAUAAUGAACAAGCCAAAACUUGUGGAAGGUCUGCUGGUGUUUCUAUAGCCAUUACACUGCUUACUGAGUGUAGUUUUCUCUGAGAUGUUUUUUACUUUUAAGAUUAAACAAUAAUUGCACUAGUUGAUAUACUGCAGCCGCAUACAAAGCUUUACUUAGUCUCUGAUUUUUUGAAUAGAUUAAAAAGCAACAUGGCAUCCCCCCAUCAUCAACAACUGCUGCCUCGCAACACAGAAGUGAGCUGUGACUCGAGUGGAGAUGGAGGCGUCUCCGUUAGGAUUGGCAGUAGUGUCAAACACAAGCAUGGAGGCGGGCCGCUGGGUUCAAUUGGAGGAGGCUUCAUGGGGGGAUCCAAGCAUUGCAAGUACAGCAUUUCAUCCAGCUGCAGUUCUGGAGAGUCUGGAGUCAAGAGGACAGUGGUUAAGAACUUUCGCUCACAGAAAAAGAUGCCUCAGCUUUUUGAGCGAUCUGCUGGUCAUUUCUGGGACCCUAAAUUUGACUCUUCAAUCCUGGAAGAAGCCUGUAGAGAACGAUGUUUCCCUCAGACCCGGCGGCGCUUCCGCUAUGUGCUGUUUUACCUGGUUGUCGCUGCCCUCCUCUGGGGAUUGUAUUUUGCUGCAAACCCUUCCCGCUGUGACAGGCUUGCCUUUCUUAUUCCCACUGCGUCUUUCCUCCUCUUCUGCCUCAUUCUCUUUCUCUUAACUUUUACCAAGCUUUACUCUCGCUGCUACAACCAAGCUUCGCUGCUGCUCAUCAUUGUAACCUUCACCCUAACCCUGGCCCCCCAGAUCCAGACAUCAAGUUUCAGGGAUACAGAGACUCCAACAGCUGCACUUGAUAUGGAAGAAUUCAGUGGCAUGGGGCCCAAUUACAACCUGUCCUAUGAUAAGCCUCUAGGAAGUAGCUCCUGGUCCCCUUGUAUUUCUCCUGUAGGCACCUUCUCCCUCUGUAUUGAGGUUCUUCUGUUGCUAUACAGUGUUCUCCAUGUUCGCCUCUAUGCUUCUAUCAUGCUCGGGUUUCUCUACUCUUUCUUUUUUGAGAGUCUGAGCUGGUUGCAUCUGACGCAGGCCGGGGAUAACUGGAGCCUAGCCUCUCUGUCAGACUGGGAUACAUUAUGUUGGCUUGGCCCAGCCAAAGCUCUGCUCCACCUCUGUGCCCACGCCAUUGGCAUCCACCUGUUCAUUAUGUCCGAGGUACGUUCGCGAAGCACCUUCCUUAAGGUGGGACAAGCUAUCAUGCAUGGCAAAGAUCUGGAGGUGGAGAAAGCCUUGAAAGAGCGAAUGAUCCACUCUGUCAUGCCCAGAAUCGUUGCUGAUGAACUCAUGAAGCAGGGUGACGAGGAGAUAGGGGACAAUUCUGUUAAACGAUACUCCACAAGCGGUGCAGCAGCUGUCAUCUCUAGCCCUAAAAACAAUAAACGCAAGAACACCUCCAUCCCUCGUGGCCAGAUCAUAUUCAGACCCUUUAACAUGAAACGGAUGGAGCCUGUCAGCAUCCUCUUUGCAGACAUUGUGGGCUUCACCAAGAUGUCGGCCAAUAAAUCUGCUCAUGCCCUUGUUGGGCUUCUAAAUGACUUAUUCGGACGUUUUGACCGACUUUGUGAGCUCACUGGCUGUGAAAAAAUCAGUACUUUAGGAGACUGUUACUACUGCGUGGCUGGUUGUCCUGAACCCAGACCAGACCAUGCUUAUUGCUGUGUAGAGAUGGGCCUGGGCAUGAUUCAGGCUAUUGAACAGUUUUGCCAGGAGAAGAGGGAGAUGGUCAACAUGAGAGUGGGUGUCCACACUGGUACUGUGCUCUGUGGUAUCCUGGGCAUGAAACGCUUCAAGUUUGAUGUUUGGUCAAAUGACGUCAACCUGGCCAACCUAAUGGAGCAGUUGGGAGUGGCUGGGAAGGUCCACCUAUCAGAGGCCACUGCCAACUUCCUGGACGACCGCUACCAGCAUCAAGAUGGACAAGUCAUUGAGAGAAUAGGACACAGUGUUGUGGCUGACCAGCUCAAAGGCCUGAAGACCUACCUGAUCUCUGCCAGGAAGGUGGAGCCUCACUCUCUCUGUGGCUGUUCUCAGUCGGGUUUAGUGGGGCCUGAGCAUGCAGACCCUCAGUGCCCCAACCCCGGGGUACAAACACCUGAUGGAGACCCUCCAGCCGGCCCCUUGCCACCAGAUAGCGCUAAGUCCCCUUGUAUAUCAUGCAGUGUGGUUCUGAUACCAGUGGAAGAUCCGGUUCUCGAGGAAGGAGCAGUGCACAAUGGCUGCCAUGACGACCACAAGAUCAACACCAAGGACAUUACAAAUCUGAAGUGCUCCCCAGCGGUUUCUGCAGGACGCAGCCCCAAAGUUCUGAACGGCCUGCUCAGUCCUCAGCUGGAGGCCUUGACCAACAGCCAGACGUCGCUGUGUGAGAUGCUGCAGGAGAAGGAGAAGAAGACGUGGAGUGGAGGAACCAUGGGCAUGGACCACUCAGCGCUCAUCCCCCUACGCUCAAAGAACUUCAGAGAGAGGAGCGAUGCUCACUUUGUGGACGUUAUUAAAGAGGACAGCCUUAUGAAGGACUAUUUCUAUAGACCCCCAAUAAACAAGCUCAGCCUCACUUUCCUUGAGAGCAGCCUGGAGUCUGCCUACCGGAUAAGCUACCAGGAAGAGGUGGAAACCCAGGCACCGGUGCAGACUUUUGCCAGUCCAACAUUCAGCUCUUUUCUGGACAUGCUGCUCUGCUGUUUAGUGUUUCUGGCUCUCUCACUGGCCUGUUUCCUCCGACCGCUUGUCACCCAGCAGAGCGUGUCCACACCAGCACUCAUUCUGACAGCUGGAGCCAACCUGCUGGAGGCUGUGGCCCUUCUGUUUGCUAUACGUAUGGCUUUCUACCUGGACAGUGUGCUGCACUGCACUCGGAUGCUGAUGAGAGUGGUUUCAGGAUGGAUAGCGCGUCACUUUAUAGGAGCCGUCCUGGUGUCCCUGCCCACUGUGGCAGUCUUUUCCCAUGUUACCUGUGACAUGCAUCUCUCAAUUCAGUUCACCAUGUUCAUCUGCUGUGCUGUCAUCAUAGCUAUCAUUCAGUACUGUAACUUCUGCCAACUCAGCUAUUGGAUGCGCUCAGUUCUAGCAACUUUGGUGGGACUAGCAAUGCUUGCCUUGAUCUUCAGCUCCCCCUGCAGGUCGGAUGUUAAAAGCAAUACCAGCUUCAGUAACAGCUCCAUCUUCAUGUCUGAAAGUCCUCCAGACCCAACCCCAAAGGACCUGCUGGGCCCUGAGGCCUGCGUUGCCUUUUUCCUGGUCCUUCUCCUUAUCUUGUUCCUUAACCGUGAAUUUGAAGUUAGCCACCGCCUGCAUUACCAUGGCAACGUUGAGGCUGAUCAACACCGCAUCAAGAUCCAGAACAUGAGAGACCAGGCCGACUGGCUGCUACGCAACAUCAUCCCCAUCCAUGUGGCCGAGCAGCUGAAGGUCACCCAGAGCUACUCCAAGAACCACGACAAUGUGGGUGUCAUAUUUGCCAGUAUUGUUAACUUCAGUGAGUUUUACGAGGAAAGCUACGAGGGAGGCAAGGAGUGCUAUCGUGUCCUCAACGAGCUAAUUGGAGACUUUGACGAGCUGCUACGAAAGCCUACGUUCUCGAAUAUGGAAAAGAUCAAGACUAUCGGUGCCACGUACAUGGCAGCAGCAGGACUCAAUGCGCAGCAGUGUGCUGACGCGCCACAUCCUCACGCACAUCUCCGCGCUCUUUUCGAAUUCGCCCUGGAAAUGAUGCGUGUGGUGGACGACUUCAACAAGAACAUGCUGGGUUUUGGCUUCAAGCUUCGCAUUGGAUUCAAUCACGGGCCUCUGACAGCGGGAGUGAUUGGCACUACUAAGCUUCUCUACGAUAUCUGGGGCGACACGGUUAACAUCGCCAGUCGCAUGGAUACAACAGGGGUGGAGUGCCGUGUGCAGGUGAGUGAGGAGAGCUAUUGUGUGCUUAGUGCUAUGGAUUAUGAGUUUGAUUAUCGGGGCACAGUUAACGUCAAAGGAAAAGGUCAGAUGAAGACCUUCCUUUACCCGAAGAGCAGUGAUAGUGGCCCUGUGCCUCAGUACCAGCUCUCAGUGUCACCAGAGAUUCGGGCACAGGUGGAUGGUAGCAUCGGACGCUCACCCACUGAGGAAAUCGCCAGCAUGGUUCCAGCAACCAGCCUAACUGCGAGCAGCACACAUACUACGGUACACAGUGCUGGUUCCUCAACCAUCAAAGGGCUAAGCCUCGGGAAAGAGGCCGUCAGGCGUUCCUCUACAGAAACCUCUAAUGCCAGAAGACCUUCAUCUCACCUAGACGGACCAACUUCUUCUGCAAAUAACCAACAGCUUCUCAUCUCAUCAUCGGCCCAGCAAAAUACGCCCAUAACGUCCCAAAAAUACAUAAAGAAGGACAAAUGCGAUGAAGCGCCUGACAGUAAUGUUGGAGAAUUAACACGACUCUAAGAAUGUCAUAUUAUGGCGCUUUUAUCGUAAACUGUCUACCCUUUAAGCUCUUGUUCCUGCCAUUUGGCAUUUGUAGAAUUACAAUAUAUUUGGUCCUAGAAUCAGAGAAAGACCUGCAGGCCUCUUCUCUGCAGAAAGCAGACAGCAGGUUGUUUUUAGUGUAAAUCUGAUUGGCUGAUAUUAUCAGUGGAGGGUGCUGGCUGGACCUCAAAGCGUCAGGCACACACAGACCUUUUCUUGCCUGCUAUAGAUCUCAUUUGUCUCCCAUUACUUGAUUAUCUGUAUACCUUUAAUCUUCAUUUAUUUUGUGUCUUUUAAGUGCCUAGAAUUAUGUGUAGACUAAGCCUUUUUGAGUAACAGAAGGAUAUCAUAAAAAGGGAAAACUGUAAAUAAGCAAACUUUUUGGGAAAACCAGCUUACAUUUUGUUACAACUUUGUAAACUAUGCUUUGCUAUUAUGCCUUUUAUUAAAGAAGAGCUUACUAUACAUAUGGAAAGUGCUACAACAUGAAGAUAAUCACAAUGUGUGUCAAUUAAAGGGAAUAUAUGUUAUAGUAAAAUCUGAACUACAAUGCAACAGAGUCUAUUUCCUUGUUCUUCAUGAGUACCAGAAAACUCUUCAUGAGAAGCACAGCAGAAAUGAAUCAAUACAGGCUAAGGGCAAACAAGGCUGAGCUGUGCGUCGUAUUUGCAUGCAAACCGUGAGUGUGUUUGUGUGUUUGUUUUUAUGGCUCUGUGUAGGAAGAAUAUCAUGCUCAGUUUAAUAAAGCGAGUUGCCUAUGAGUUAAUCAAAGACUUGCAGGAUGAGGACAGACAUUUCAGGAACGCAGUCGGGGGCAAAACAAAAUCUUAUGUCAGCUUUUUCUCUGGCCCCUGUUAAGAUCGUUGUCUUACCUCAAUACUGUGUCCUGUCCCAGCCACAUUUAAUCAGCAUGCUUGCAACGAUAGCAGCAUCGUAGACGAGGUUAGAUCUGUAGUUCUGUGCCCUCCCCCAUGAUUUGGACUCUUAUGGGUACCCAAACUGUGUUAGAUGUUGAUGAGUAUUUAGAUGGAUCCUACAAGGCACUGCUGUACCUGUAGAUUACUUUGACCGUAGAUCAAUUACAGAAAACAACUGCCUAGGUUUUGCUAUGGAUUACACUGUGUGUUUAGGUGAUAUGGCUUUUUAGACAUGGAUAAUCAAAGUGGAAUGUCACUAAUCUAAACUAAAUGUGCUCUAUUAUAUUUAUUGUUACACAAAACUUGAACUUUCUAUGUGAAGCUACGGUCUUUAAUUGUAUUAUUUGAAAUAUACUAUUUGAUGGAAACAGUUGGAUGCAUUAGCUGCUUCAUACUUUUAAUGGCAUGCAACUUAAUGUAAAAACGGCACUGUAACUGCAAAGGCAGUGCAACAAAUGUAUUUUGUUGUAUGUGUUUUUAUUCCUUAUAGACUUCUAUUAUGUCAGAUGAUGAAGGAAAUCAAACUGAUUAAACUGUACAUCUCGGUUGCUGUUACAUGUUCUCUCUUUUAUUGUUUUCUUAACAAAAAGGAUUGUGUGCUCAGAGGCAAACGCGUUUUACCAUGACAUCCACUUCAGUGUCUUUUGAUAUUUCAAUAUCUUUAACAUCACUUAAACCAAUCAGUAUUUUAAAGUAAUAAUGCAUACAACAUAAGGGACACAUUUUCCUUCUUUUAUCAUCAAAGUUAUUUUAACAAAUGCCUAAUAAGUUAAUAAUUGGCUGUUUUGUUCGUGCCUUUUAACUUUCUACUUUUUUUCACUGUCUGCUCUGUGUUGCUUUCGUUUACACUAAAUAUGUAUCUUAAGCUUUGCAGGAUAAUGUUAACUUUUGUGCUAUAAAUACCUUUAAUUUAAAAGAUGUUUUCUAAGGUAAAAAAAGCAGUGCCUUUUCUUAAGUUUGAAAGGGGAAAUGCCUUCCUUUACACUUAUGGGCACACAACCCUUUUACCAGCCUAAAAUAAAGGUAGUUUUAGAAUAAUAUUUGUUAUUAUUUAAGUGUUUAAUCUAGAUCAAGAUACUUCAGUGUCAAGUAAACAUUUCUUUUUUUCCUUCCUUGGUUAUUUUGAUAACAUUUUUUUCUAUAAGUAUUGUAUUUGGGAUAAACAAGAAUAAUUACAUAGCUGUGUUUUCUAUUUUCUGCCCUUUUCUUUUUCUACCAACAUGAUUCUAAAUUACUUUGGGUUGAUUUAUCGAGAUGUAAGUGACAUUCUGACCCAGCAGAAUGGCACACUGUGAAAAUGUUGAUGCCAAAGAGUGUUAUUGCCAUCACUUAGAGCUUUUUUGUAUCUUAUUUUCUCCUUAAUUUGCAGGUUAUCUUGUGCUUGUUCAAUAACAUUUAUAUAUUCACUGUUAACGGACAUUUGGAAAGGAGCUCACUUUUUAUGUAUAGUAUGGCUUUAUAUUGUAUAGUUUCUGAGCAUUUUCUAUUAUUUAUAUAGACGCAUGUACUAGAGUAUUAAAUAGUCUAAAGAACUGUGUAAUUUGACUAUGUUGGAAUAACACUUGUUAGUUCAGUUUGCCUGCAUGUCUGUAAAAAAGUGUGUUUGUAAAACUGUGUGGUUGUGUGUUUUUGUAAGCAAUGCUCCAUUUGUAUCAUCUCAAAAAGUAUGACAUGCAAGACAAUAAGGCUUCGUCCUUUAUUUCUUUUUCUAAAAAUAAAAAGUGGGCUAAUAAAAUGGGCGAGACACUGCUAGAUGUCUGCACUUAGGCAGUAUUUCAGAAGCCUGCUACAGCCAAGUUUUAAGGCAUUGUUGCUUUAUUUAGAAAUGUUUGUGUACAUAGCACGUUAAUGGGUAAAUGCAAGUGAAGGUCACAAUUGAAUAAAAUAAAAUGAUGGUACAUUUUGUCUGGUUGAAUUUA